Dissoconium aciculare CBS 342.82 is the source of this 1155-nucleotide messenger RNA. Its product is annotated as alcohol dehydrogenase. The coding region runs from base 1 to 1155 and encodes 384 amino acids. Gene Ontology annotation, biological process: formaldehyde catabolic process. Gene Ontology annotation, cellular component: cytosol. Gene Ontology annotation, molecular function: zinc ion binding; S-(hydroxymethyl)glutathione dehydrogenase [NAD(P)+] activity. The record is from RefSeq and is a predicted model, not a curated record. The transcript is spliced from 3 exons. Lineage: Eukaryota; Fungi; Ascomycota; Dothideomycetes; Mycosphaerellales; Dissoconiaceae.
AUGUCUACCGAAGGCAAGCCCAUCCAAUGCAAGGCCGCCGUCGCAUGGGAAGCCGGCAAGGACCUUGUGAUCGAAGACAUCGAGGUUGCUGCUCCCAAAGCACAUGAAGUCCGGAUACAAAUUUACUACACCGGUGUUUGUCACACGGAUGCCUACACGCUCAGUGGAAAGGACCCAGAGGGUGCUUUCCCCAUCGUGCUGGGACACGAAGGUGCUGGUAUUGUAGAGAGUGUUGGUGAGGGCGUCACCAAUGUCAAGAAGGGCGACACUGUGAUUGCGCUAUACACCCCAGAAUGCAAGGAGUGCAAGUUCUGCAAAUCCGGCAAGACGAACCUCUGCGGCAAGAUUCGCGCCACUCAGGGCAAGGGUGUUAUGCCAGAUGGAACCUCACGAUUCACAUGCAAGGGUAAAGAGCUGCUGCACUUCAUGGGUUGCUCGACUUUCUCGCAAUACACCGUCGUAGCAGACAUCUCAGUGGUCGCGGUGACCGACAAAGCGCCAAUGGACAGGACAUGUUUGCUGGGCUGUGGCAUUACCACUGGUUACGGAGCCGCUGUCAUCACCGCAGGAAAGAACGGUGUCGAGAAGGGAUCAAAUGUGGCCAUCUUCGGAGCAGGCUGUGUCGGUCUUUCCGUCAUUCAAGGAUGCGUCAAGAACGGUGCCGGCAAGAUCAUCGUUGUCGACGUCAAUGCCUCGAAGAAGGAGUGGGCGGAGAAAUUUGGUGCGACCGAUUUCGUCAACCCCAAGGAUCUCAAGGAGGACGAGACCAUUCAACAACGGUUAAUCGACAUGACCGAUGGUGGCUGCGACUACACGUUCGACUGUACCGGUAACGUACACGUCAUGCGAAGUGCGCUCGAAGCUUGCCACAAGGGAUGGGGCGAGAGCAUCAUUAUCGGUGUUGCCGCUGCUGGUCAGGAGAUUGCUACCAGACCGUUCCAACUCGUUACUGGUCGCGUCUGGAAGGGAUGUGCGUUUGGUGGUGUCAAGGGCCGCACUCAGAUGGGUGGUCUGAUCGACGACUAUAUGAACGGCAAGCUCAAGGUCGACGAGUUCAUCACUCACCGACAGAACCUGGGCAACAUCAACUCUGCCUUCCACGACAUGCACGCUGGCGACUGUAUCCGCUGCGUCGUCAACAUGCGGGAGCUAUAG